AUGAAUUUCAACCAUUCAGUUAAAUCCUGCAAUUCGCCGACUUGCCCCAUUGACGGAUGUGGAAGAAAACAUCAUCGUCUACUUCACAAUAAAUCUCAGGAAAGCGACAAGAAGAACGUGACCAUCAGUGGAUUUGUUGCGACAGGUCCAUCAAAAACUACUGAGGUGUUGUUACAGACUGCACAGACAACUGUGAUUACCGAGGAUGGAUCAAGAGUUCCAGUCCGAGUGUUGCUAGACCCUGGUAGCCAAAGAUCAUAUGUUAGAAAACGGAUUGUCGACUCUUUGGGGAUUACUGGUCCAAAUGAACUCUUGAGCAUUGCAACCCUAGGAGGACAGACUAGUAAAACGAAAAGUAUGCCGAAAAUCAAGCUGUCAAUUGCAGAUGUUCAAGUUGAAGUCCUGGCCAUCGAAGAGAUUUGUGCAAAACUGGACUUGGUUGAUGUGAGAGUUGAGAGAUAUCAACACCUGAGAGGACUUGCAUUUGCAGAAUCAUAUCCGCUCGAUGGAGAAAUUGAUGUCUUGAUUGGAGCCGACUAUUAUUACCUACUGGUAGACGGAACUGUUAGGAAGGGACCCCCAGGAACACCUACUGCAGUUAAAACCAGCCUUGGAUGGGUACUUUGUGGUCCCGCUGGUUCCCAGGAGAAAGCGCCAGUUACUACGUCCAUGUUUGUCGCCACCAAAACGGAGAAUGUCGCAUUCGAGCUUCAACGGUUUUGGGAGUUGGAAUCUAUUGGUAUUGUGAAUGACCAAUGCGCGAAAAUGUCUGUUGAAGAUAGGGAUGCUAUAAAGACGUUUGAGGACUGCCUGUCUUUUGAUGGAGAACGUUAUACGGUUGGGAUACCGUGGAAAGAGAAUUGUCCACAAUUGAAGGAUAAUUACAGCCAGGCGCUGCGGAGAUUGGAGUCAGUCGAAAGAAGAUUAAAAGUUGGCAAUCAAAGCAGUUUGAACUACAAGGAAGCGAUAGAGCAGUAUGAAAACAUGGGUUUUUCGGAAAAGGUCAAGAGUGACGCUGAUCCGGCCAAGACUGUCUACUACCUUCCUCAUCAUGCAGUAGUAAGAGAGGAUAAAACUACAACCGUGACAAGAAUCGUAUUCGAUGCAUCGGCACGUGAUAAGCAUGGCGUGUCAUUGAACGAUUGCCUACACCAAGGUCCCGCCUUACAGCCAAACCUUGUCGCCGUAUUGCUGCGAUUUCGUAUGAACAACAUCGCAUUGAUGGCAGACGUGAAGAAGAUGUUUCUUCAAAUCAAGAUAAGAGAGGAGGAUCGUGACGUGCAUCGAUACCUAUGGAGAGAUGGGAACUCAGACCGGCCUCCAGAGAUCUACAGAGUGAACCGAGUCACAUUUGGGGUAAAUGCGAGUCCAUUUCUUGCCAUGGCGACCGUGAAGCAUCACACUCGAAGGCUUGAGAAGGUUUACCCGCAAGCGGCAAGAGAGAUCCAAGACAAUAUGUAUGUUGACGACUGCCUGUCGGGAGCAGCUGGAGUCCCACAAGCUUUAGACCUGAAGACAGAUCUAAAGGAUUUGAUGAGAGAUGGUGGUUUUGAUUUGACCAAGUGGGCUAGUAACUCCAAAGAAGUUAUGGAACAAAUAGAACCUCAGGAUAGAGCUCCAUCCGCUGUGAUUGACAUGAGCACGGGUGAGUCACUAAAGACACUAGGAAUUCCAUGGAAUACGUCAGAUGACACCUUCCGCUUCCCAACGGUGAAGAAUUUGAUUGACUUGGAGGAUCCUGAAACAAAACGGAGUCUCUUAAGUAUCGCAUCAAAAAUAUUUGAUCCCAUGGGAAUGCUAUCACCUUAUGUCAUCAGAGCAAAGUUGCUUUUCCAAGAGUUAUGGCAGAAGGGUUUAGGCUGGGAUGAUACAUUGGAUGAGACAACAGCACAGAAAUGGCGCAUAUGGAAAGGAGAGCUGAAGGAGUUGGAUCAAUUGGAGAUUCCCCGAUGUUUACCCCUGGGACUAGGAGAAAUCUCAAGCAUCGAACUUCAUGGAUUUGGAGACGCAUCAGAGAAGGCGUACGGAGCAGCGGUAUACAUCAGAGUGGUAGACCAGAAUGGGUACACCGCAACAAGAUUGGUGAUGUCAAAGUCAAAAGUAGCGCCAGUGAAAAAAGUGUCACUACCUAGACUUGAACUUCUAGCAGCUGUAGUAAAUACAAGAUUAGUUAAGUUCGUCAAGGAGUCACUAUCAAGAAACAUAGACAGAGUUACAAUGUGGACAGCGAUACAGUAA
This is a messenger RNA of Lineus longissimus, 2238 nucleotides long. RefSeq lists its product as uncharacterized. Bases 1 to 2238 code for a protein of 745 amino acids. Lineage: Eukaryota; Metazoa; Nemertea; Pilidiophora; Heteronemertea; Lineidae. The record is from RefSeq and is a predicted model, not a curated record. The transcript has a single exon.